UGUAGUUCAGAUCAUAAAGAGCUCAACUCCAAUCCCACUUUGAUCCUGCCAGGAUCUUGCCCCCAGGAUCAUGCCCUGCUGGGUGCCUGAAUGGCUGUUUGUGUCCUUGCCCAGGCUUUCCCUACACGCAGCGCUGCCGCCUCACCAGCAGCUCCGCGGUGCCCCUGACGUUCCAGCUCCGCAUGUCGGACGAUGGCACGCAGCCGGCUGUGGACAGCGUGGAUCAGAUCCGCAGGGACAGCGACCCGGCCUGGAGCAAGGGAAUCCAUUUGCAUGUGGAGCCCAGGGAGUUCACCAUCAAUCCCAGCGGAGGCACCAUCCUCCCCCAGGGACACCAGGACAUCGAGGUGACCCUGUGCUCCAACACGGUGAUGGAGUUCUACCGGAGAUUGCUGGUGGACCUGGAGGGUAUUGGCAAGGGAGUGGCAGCCUGAUCAUCACAGCCAGGUGUCUCGUUCCUGAGCUCCAAGUGUCCUCCCCAGUGCUGCUGUGUGAUGAGUGC
This is a messenger RNA of Melospiza melodia melodia, 502 nucleotides long. Its product is annotated as hydrocephalus-inducing protein homolog. Bases 183 to 434 code for a protein of 83 amino acids. Lineage: Eukaryota; Metazoa; Chordata; Aves; Passeriformes; Passerellidae. The transcript is spliced from 3 exons. The record is from RefSeq and is a predicted model, not a curated record.